Molecule: messenger RNA, 441 nt
Organism: Anisakis simplex (herring worm)
Lineage: Eukaryota; Metazoa; Nematoda; Chromadorea; Rhabditida; Anisakidae
Source: the annotation of a GenBank genome assembly
GUAAAUGAAAAAAGCGAUCAACUUACGGCCAAGGAUGAUGAACGACAGAAUAAUCCGGAACUGAAGGAGCGGAAAUCAGAGGAGCAUGACGAAGGCGAUACGGAUCAAGAUCGCGAUCUGGAGAAUGUUGACGAACGCAAUCAAUCGGACGAAAUGAACCCUGAUGAGCAGGAAUGUAAGGACGCGGAACCGAAAGAUGUUGAUGAAGAGCAAGCGGAUAGUGCGAAUAAAGAUGAAGAUCAGGAACACAAUGAGGACGAGGAGUGUUUAGCGGACAUAAUGGAUGGUAAGAAGUUGGACGAUGAUGAGAAUGGAACGGGCGAGGAUAAUGAGAAUGAGCAGGAGGAAGAGUGCAAUGAGAAUUUACAAGAGGAGAGUGCGGAACAACAGGUUGGUGGAAUUGUAUUUGUUGUGAUUUGUUUUGCGUUCAGAUAUGUUUAG